CGUCUAGCUACUACUAGUAAAAGAGUGCGCACUGCAAACAACUCCGGCAAAGCCGAGCUGGACGCGCCUCACCCGCAUUUUUUACAGCCAGGAAAAGAACAUCGCCCGCGAUAGAUUUUCUAGUCACCGUUUUGUAAAGGAUCGAGUCGCCGGGAAUACGUAGGUGUUCCCCUCAAGCCGAGCGCGGAGGGAUAUCACUCGGGCGCAUUGCACAGGACCAAAAUACUAGGAGUUAAGAGGCAGGUCUGUCAGUAAUUGAGCUCAGAAUUGGCGAGGGCGGUGGCGUGUGGCUGCUGAUAAUCACACAUCUCCUGGAUUUACGGCGCCGGCUGAGAGACACAUUCCGACUGGAUUUACCACACGUUUCUGUUUGUGGCCGGGACUCCAUGGGGUUUUCAGUGUGAGGCACGAGCCGGUUUGUUUAUGUGUGUGGGAGCGGACUGACACGGACGUGACGAGAACACCGGCUACCGGCGUGUGGGUUAUUGGCUGCUGUUCCCGCUGUCUGUCGGCUAGAGCUGAGGAUGCUUCUGUCUAAAUUCGGCUCCUUGGCUCAUAUCUGCACCCCGAGCAGCAUGGACCACCUGCCGGUGAAGAUCCUGCCGCCAGUGAAAACCGAGAAGGAGUCCUUCGAGAAGGUGUACCAGGUGGGCUCCGUCCUGGGCAGCGGCGGCUUCGGCACGGUGUACUCGGGCAGCAGGAUUGCGGACGGGCUACCGGUGGCGGUGAAGCACGUCUCUAAGGAGCGGGUGACGGACUGGGGCACCCUAAACGGAGUCAUGGUGCCGCUGGAGAUCGUGCUGCUAAAGAAGGUGGGCUCCGGCUUCCGAGGCGUCAUCAAGCUGCUGGACUGGUACGAGAGAGCGGACGGCUUCCUCAUCGUGAUGGAGAGGCCGGAGCCGGUGAAGGAUCUGUUCGACUUCAUCACGGAGAAGGGCGCGCUGGACGAGGACACGGCCCGGGGCUUCUUCCGCCAGGUGUUGGAGGCGGUGCGCCACUGUUACAGCUGCGGGGUGGUGCACCGGGACAUCAAAGACGAGAACCUGCUGGUGGACCUGCGGACCGGCGAGCUCAAGCUCAUAGACUUCGGCUCGGGGGCGCUGCUGAAGGACACGGUCUACACGGAUUUUGACGGUACAAGGGUUUACAGCCCCCCAGAGUGGGUCAGGUACCAUAGGUACCACGGAAGAUCGGCCACGGUGUGGUCACUGGGCGUCCUGCUGUACGACAUGGUCUGUGGGGAUAUUCCCUUUGAGCAGGACGAGGAGAUCUUGCGUGUCCGUCUGUACUUCAGGAGGAGAAUCUCCCCAGAGUGCCAACAACUCAUCAAAUGGUGCCUUUCCCUGAGGCCUUCUGACCGACCAACUCUUGAACAGAUCUUCGAUCACCCAUGGAUGUGUAAAUGUGACCUGGUGAAGUCCGAGGACUGUGACCUGAGACUAAGGACAAUUGACACUGAUGCCUCUAGCACAAGCUCAAGCAACGAGAGUCUGUAGAGGAGCACCAGGCCGGGGGUGCUGCUGCCAACACUACCCUGGAGGGUGCAAUGCAUUCACUACACUUAACCCCUUCUACAGGAUUUUUUUUUUUUUUUUUUUCCAUUUUGCAGUUCUCUCCCUGCAAUGAGACUUCAUUUUGACUUGAGCGUCUGAGUUGUGGGCCCAUGCUUACACAGAUGGACUGACUACAGACGAGAAGCAGUGACCUCUUGAGUACUUAGUACACUGUUUUGCUCUCAUAGAGCCUGGACUAGAUUUUUAUUUGCUUUUGAGUGCCUUUUUGAAAGCUGCUUCAGUGGGACUCUUUCUGUUUUUAUUUCUGUUUUGCCUGGAGCUGUGCAUCUCCAAAGAAGGUCCACCUCAUCGCCCCGGGCGUCGUUUGGAGCCGCCCUCGCGGCCACUGGACACGUUGCUCAGUGGACUUUAUGAAGUGAUUCUUGAGUGCAUGAAUGUGUAUUGUGACCAUUUCUAUUCCAAUGUAUUUAACGUGAGAUGUACCAUUUUCAGCAGGAAUGUGUGUUUUUGUUGCCCCAUCCCUUUUUAUUUAAUUUUCCUUUUCAUCUCUACCACUGGGCAACACAGGACCAUAUAGCCUCGGUUUUCCCAAACCCCUCGUCACCCCACAAGUCUUAAGUAUGUAUGGGCAUGUUAUAUGCACAAUCAAUGCAAUAUUCAAGGACUUUUACUUUUUUCUCCAUAUCUGUAUUUAAUUUUUUUCUUGUAUUAUAGUUAUUUAUUGCGCUAUUUAGACAGUUUCUCACUAUUUAUUUGGUUAAUUUAUUUGUCUAGAAGUUAUCCAACACUGUGCUUUACACUGAGAGCCCCUGUUCCCAAUGGAAAGUGACUAGCGACCCCUCUGCAUUCCAUUCAUCUUCCCAGUCUUUUCCAUAACUCCAGCAAGUCUCUUUUUAGAUGGAUAAUUGUUGUACAAAGUCUAAUUUAAAGGAAACUAGAAUUACUGACUUCUCCAAGUUGGUUCUUAUGCCUUCUUUGUCUGGUGUGGGUUACCAGAAAUGUAAAGUUAUGCUUUUUCUUUUUGACAGGAUUUUAAAUUAUUGGCAUUAUACAGUCUCCAUGCAGUGGCUCUGGGAGGUCAAGAGGCAGAGUCAUGACCUUAAUUUAUUAGCUGUUUUGUGAUCUGGCUGCAUUUUAUGCAGCUUGUU
Molecule: messenger RNA, 2662 nt
Organism: Bufo bufo (common toad)
Lineage: Eukaryota; Metazoa; Chordata; Amphibia; Anura; Bufonidae
Gene: PIM3
Product: Pim-3 proto-oncogene, serine/threonine kinase
Exons: 6
Coding region: 525-1496 (323 amino acids)
Biological process (GO): protein autophosphorylation; regulation of mitotic cell cycle; negative regulation of apoptotic process
Cellular component (GO): cytoplasm
Molecular function (GO): protein serine/threonine kinase activity; ATP binding
Source: RefSeq, a predicted model, not a curated record